CGUAUAAUGGACUGGACCGGACGCUUCUUCAGGAACAACAACACAGCUACUCUUUCAACCGCCUCGGUAGCUUGCUAGCCAACAUAAAACUGAAAGAUUGACGCUUUAGACCAUGUAAAAGUACAUUAGCUAAUCUCAGUUUUGUAAACGCAGUUCAGGUGACGUAUCAACUAGUUAACUUUAACCUAAUUUGCUUGUUCAAUUUGCAAAGUUGUUAAACAUUGAUAGAGCCUAGCUUUAGGCUAGUCGCUAAUUCUAACAUCCCAGACCAUGAGCUCACUCAACUACUUAUCCCCUGUUAAAGAAGAGGUCUGCUGUAUGCAGAAAGAAGCUCUGAGGCUGAACAUUGUCGUGAAAGAAGAAGAGGAUGUUAUAGAGGAAACAGAGGAAGAACCUUUCAGAGAGGAAGACGAUGCUAUCUCAGUAGAGGUGAAGAAGGAAGACGUCUUGGGAGUGAAAGAGGAGGAGACAGAAUAUCAGAUUAACACCAGAGAGAGACAUGACUAUUGUGGAUCCUCUGGGGAGCCUCAACAACAUCCUGAUGCUGAUGAGGAAGAGAAGAGUCUCUCCAGAUCAGAACACCAGAUGGACAACGCUAGCCCUUCCACCCUCCCAGAGUCCCCAUGUCGUGCCUCUCCCGGUAGCGCCUCACUGCUGGGUAUGAAGAGGUUGUCUGUGCAGCUGGUGGACUGCAGGAAAACAACGGGACUGAGUGGAACUGUGAGAGGAAGAGAAGAGAAGAAAGGAUCAGGUUUAACUCAUCAAAGAGAAAGACCAGACUCAGAGGAACCAGAGCCAGGGACGUCCAAACCAACAAGAAGACACCAGUGUUCCCGCUGUGGAAAGUGUUUUAACCAGUUAAGGGACCUGUACCGACAUGAGAGAAUACACACAGGGGAGAAAUCUUACCAGUACUUGCAGUGUGGAAAGAGUUUUAACCAGUUAGGGCAUCUGAAAGAACAUGAGAUAAUACACACAGGGGAGAAGCCUUACCACUGCUCCCAGUGUGGCAAGUGUUUUAACCGGUCAGGGAACCUGAAAUCACACGAGAGAAUACACACAGGGGAGAAGCCUUACCACUGCUCCCAGUGUGGAAAGAGUUUUAACCGUUUAAGGACCCUGAAAGUUCAUGAGAGGACACACACAGGGGAGAAGCCUUACCACUGCUCCCAGUGUGGCAAGUGUUUUAACCAGUUAGGGAAUCUGAAACAACACAAGAGAAUACACACAGGUGAGAAGCCUUACCAAUGCUCCCAGUGUGGAAAGUUUUUCAGCCAGUCAGGGGAUCUGAAAAAACAUGAGAUAAUACACACAGGGGAGAAGCCUUACCACUGCUCCCAGUGUGGAAAGUGUUUCAACCGGUCAGGGCAUCUGAAAGAACAUGAGAUAAUACACACAGGGGAGAAGCCUUACCACUGCUCCCAGUGUGGAAAGUGUUUCAACCAGUCAGGGCAUCUGAAAGAACAUGAGAUAAUACACACAGGGGAGAAGCCUUACCACUGUUCCCAGUGUGGCAAGUGUUUUAACCGGACAGGGAACCUGAAAAAACACGAGAGAAUACAUACAGUUGAAAAGCCUUACCACUGCUCAGAGUGUGGAAAGUGUUUCAACCGGUCAGGGGAUCUGAAAAAACACGAGAGAAUACACACAGGGGAGACGCCUUACCACUGCUCCCAGUGUGGAAAGAGUUUUAACCAAUUAAGCAACCUGAAAGAACACAUGAGACUGCACAUAGAGUAGAAGACUUACAAAAGCUCAGACUGUGGGAAAACCAUAUGAAAUUGCUUCUUCCAAUUAUUGAUAAACAUGUACCUGUUAAGAAACUGACUGUUAGAACUGUUAAGGCUCCAUGGAUUGAUGAGGAAUUUAAAAACUGUAUGUUUGAAAGAGUUGGGGCAAAAGGAGUGGCUAAUAAGUCUGGCUGCACAUCUGGCUGGCUUACGUACUGCAAAUGGAGAAAUGAUGUGACCAAACUCAACAAAAUAAUACACUUUAUUAGGAAGCCAAGAUCAAUGAUAUAAAGAAUGAUGGAAAAAAAAACGUGUAAAAAAUCAUAAUGAAAGAAAAGCAGUGCAAGUAUUGAAUGUUGUAAAGUUAGUGUGAGAGAGGUGGAAAAAUUGUUAGCGAUCAAUAAUGACAUUGACAACUUAGAUGGGAAGCUACUGAGGACAGUAGCUGACUCUAUAGCCACUCCUAUCUGUCAUAUGUUUAAUCUGAGCCUAGAGGAAAGUCUUUGUCCUCAAGCCUGGAGGGAGGCCAAAGUAGUUCCACUACCCAAGAGUGGUAAAGCAGCCUUUACUGGUUCUAACAGCAGACCUAUAAGCUUGCUGCCAGCUCUUAGCAAACGGUUGGGAAAAAUUGUGUUUGACCAAAAACAAUGAUAUUUCUCUGUAAACAAAUUAACAACAGACUUUCAGCAUGCUUAUAGAGAAGGGCACUCAACAUGUGCUGCACUGACACAAAUGACUGAUGAUUGGUUGAGAGAAAUUGAUAACAAGAAGAUUGUGGGAGCUCUAUUGUUAGAUUUCAAUGCAGCCUUUUAUAUUAUUGACCAUAACCUGUUUUUUAAGAAUGUCUGUGCUAUGGCUUUUCAACCUCAGCUCUGAAUCCACAUUAUGGCAAUCUAUCUACUAGAACUCAGAGGGUUUUUAAUGGAAGCUUCUCUAAUGUCAAACAUAUAAAGUGUAAUGUACCUCAGGGCAGCUCUCUAGGCCCUAUACUAUUUUCUAUUCUUACCAAUGACCUGCCACUGGCAUUAAACAAAGCAUGUGUGUCCAUGUAUGCUGAUUAUUCAACCAUAUACGCAUCAGCAACCACAGCUAAUGAUGUCACUGAAACACUUAACAAAGAGUUGCAGUCUGUUUUGGAAUGGGUGGCCAGUAAUAAACUGGUACUGAACAUCUCUAAAACUAAGAGCAUUGUAUUUGGUACAAAUCAUUCCUUAAGUUCUAGACCUCAGCUGAAUCUGGUAAUGAAUUGUGUUGCUGUUGAACAAGUUGAGGAGACUAAAUUACUUGGCAUUACCUUAGAUUGUAAACUGUCAUGGUCAAAACAUAUAGAUUCAGUGGUUGUAAAGAUGGGGAGAGGUCUAGCCUCAAAGAGAUGGUCUACUUUUUUGACACCACACUCCAAAAAGCAAGUUCUGCAGGCUCUAGUUUUGUCUAAUCUUGAUUAUUGUCCAGUCGUGUGGUCCAGUGCUGCAAGGAAAGACCUAGUAAAGCUGCAGCUGGCCCAGAACAGAGCGGCACGUUUUGCUCUUAAUUGUAAUCAGAGGGCUGAUAUUAAUACUAUGCAUGCCAGUCUCUCUUGGCUAAGAGUUGAAGAGAGACUGACUGCAUCACUUCUUUUUUUUAUAGAAAACAUGAAAAUGUGUUGAAAAUCCCAAAUUGUUUGCAUAGUCUUGUAAGGGAAUUCUGCCCUAUGUGCACAAGAGACCACGGAAAACUUAUUUGAUCAGAGUUUACACUUACAGCAAUUUGCAAGCAAGGCACUCAGUUCAAAAGAUGGUGUUUUUCCUUUUUUAUCCCCUACUGAGAAUCACCCCGCCCAGGGUGAUGUCCCUUAACUUUAAUACCAUAUAAGCUCAUAAUUAAUAGUUGCUAAUACAAAGAUGUCUCUGCUAGGCAGAGUUCAGCCUAUUGCGUUUUUGGCAGUUAGUUUCCCAAUCACUCUUCCCCUUAUUGCUAUCAUGUCAGACUGGAAGUAAGACUGGAACAUAGUAUCAACAGGAACUCUUAGUUCCCUUUAUCCAUCUGUUACCUAAAAUAUAGUUUCAACAUCUGACUUUGUACAGUUCACCUUUUCAUGCACGUGCAGGGUGUCAACCACUGAUUCUUAAUCUCAAGCUAAAGCAACACAUGAAUCAUUGUACUUUUGUCAUCACAGGUGUUCCUAUAAUGUACAAAUAUCAUCCAAGUUCUUACAAGUCAACUUACACACAGCUCUGACACACACACUUAUCCCACCAGACAUGCCACCGGGGGUCUUUUCACAGUCCCCAAGUUUCCAGAACAAAUUCAAGAAAGCGUACAGUAUUAUAUAGGGCCCUUAUUGCAUGGAACUUCCUUCCAUCUCAUAUUGCUCAAACAAACAGCAAACCUGGUUUCAAAAAACAGAUAAAGCAACACCUCACAGCACAACCCCUCUCCCCUAUUUGACCUAGAUAGUUUGUGUGUAUACAUUGAUAUGUAGGCUACGUGUGCCUUUUACAAAAUGUAUGUAGUUCUGUCCUUGAGCUGUUCUUGUCUAUUGAUGUUCUGUAUUAUGUGUCAUGUUUUGUGUGGACCCCAGGAAGAGUAGCUGCUGCUUUUGCAACAGCUAAUGGGGAUCCUAAUAAAAUACCAAACUCUGUUAUUCUCUCUGAGCUCAGAAAUAAAGAAUCUUGGUUUGA
Messenger RNA from Salvelinus fontinalis (brook trout), 4390 nucleotides. Its product is annotated as zinc finger protein ZFP2-like. The transcript is spliced from 4 exons. The record is from RefSeq and is a predicted model, not a curated record. Lineage: Eukaryota; Metazoa; Chordata; Actinopteri; Salmoniformes; Salmonidae. Bases 271 to 1740 code for a protein of 489 amino acids.